CAGCAGAGGAGGUCCCCACAGUGUUGGUAGAGUUUUCCUCCAUGGUGGCGGAUACUCAAUCUUACAUCAUUCAGGGCUCGGAACACGGGCAAGAUGGCAGCUCAGAUGGACAGACUCAACAGACUAUACAGGUGAUGGGAGGUGUGACCAAUGACCAGAUAGUGGAGGCCCUGAGAAUGGCCCAGGCCAGUGGGGAAGUCCAGGAGGUCCAGGUCCAACAGGGGGAAGCCAUGGAUAUAUCGGAUCAGCACGGGGCCUCUGUUGUCGUAACCAGCGAGGUUGUUCACAUCGACCCCUCCGUUAUCAUGAGUACGUCCUCCGCCACUGACCUCCACAACCUCCCAGCAACAGCAGAGAUGGUGCCACAGGUCACGGUGUCAGAGGUCAUGGGUCAAGAUGGAGGUCAGGUCACAGUAGCAGAGGUCAUGGGUCAUGCUGAAGGUCUGGACCAGGAAGUCACCACUGUUGGGGACUCAGCCAGUGGGAUGGUCAACAUGGUCAAGCUGGCCCCUACUGUGGACGAUAGCAACAUGCAGACAGACAUAGAGACAGUCGUAGUGGAAAUGCAUUGAAAACUUUACUUUGCCUGUGUUGCAUUUCCUGCGGCUUUCAGAUCUACAUACUAGCAAGUUGUAAUUGUAAUCAUUCUGAAUGUUUGUUUUUUCAAAGCUUUUUUAAAAAAAAACUUUGGGGGAAGACUGGGCAAAACUGUGUGAGAGCUUCUUGCUAAAGAGAAUCUUUGUCAUGCUACUUUUGGUAGACGAUAACUGAAUAAGACCAUAGCAUUUUUUUUGUAGAAGCCUAUAGUUCAUGACGAUACAAUACAGAUUGCAAGACGUUUUAUUAUUGAAAAUGUGUUUUUUAGAAUAAUGGCGAAAAUGCAUGUAACAAGAAUUUUUGUGUGGCUAUUUCUUCUCAUGUUAUCAAGGAUAGGGAACAGCUAAGUUAGUGUAGCAAACAGUGAAGGUUAAAUAGCAAUAUGCAUGUCAGAAGAAAAUAGAGUAGAAGAAAGUUAGCCCUCUAAUACCGAUUUUCAUGUACAUAUCUGCAAGAUGGGGAAAGCCUAAAAAUCACACAGACGAUAUUGUAGAAAACAUCUCAACACACAUCUCAUAGCCAUCUAUUACUAUUUUGAUGAUAACUGUAUGAUGUACGAUAUGUAAUAACUGUAAACAUGGAGAUAUUUGAACACCAAACAUUGAGUUGCCGUUAGAUAUGCA
Branchiostoma floridae (Florida lancelet) is the source of this 1220-nucleotide messenger RNA. RefSeq lists its product as uncharacterized. The record is from RefSeq and is a predicted model, not a curated record. Lineage: Eukaryota; Metazoa; Chordata; Leptocardii; Amphioxiformes; Branchiostomatidae. The transcript has 3 exons. Bases 42 to 572 code for a protein of 176 amino acids.